Messenger RNA from Spirodela intermedia, 1671 nucleotides. The record is from the annotation of a GenBank genome assembly. NCBI's taxonomy places the organism in Eukaryota, Viridiplantae, Streptophyta, Magnoliopsida, Alismatales, Araceae.
AUGAGCUUAGUCCGACUGGCAGCCACCGCCGCAGCCUCGUCCACCAGUCGCAACGCCUCCGUGGUGAGCCUGAUAAAGGUCUGCAAGAGCUUCGAUACCCUCCGGCAGAUACACGCGCGGAUAGUGCGUGACGGUCUGGAGCAGGACCAGUUCGUCGUCUCCCGCUUCCUCUGCCUGUGCGGCGCCCUCUGCCGCUCCGCCGCGUACGCGCGCGAGGUGUUCGAUCGCGUCGUCGCACCCAAUCUCUGCCUCUGGAACACGCUCAUCAAGGUCCACGCGGAGAGCUCGUCCUUCCCCUGCGCGCUGCAAUGCUUCAGGCUGAUGCAGCGGAGCGCGGAGGCGAGGCCCGAUGGGUUCACCUUCCCGCCCGUCCUCAGGUCCUGCUCCGGCGCGGGGGCCUUCCGCGCUGGCGCCUGCCUGCACGGCGCCGUCCUGCGGCUAGGUCUUGAGGCCGACGUGUUCGUCGGCACGGCGCUGAUCGACUUCUACGGGAAGUGCAGGGAGAUGCCGUCUGCUAUGAAGCUUUUCCUCGCCAUGAGGGCCCCCAAUGUGGUGUCCUGGACGGCCAUGAUCGGUGGACACUUGAGCUCCGGCGACCUAGUCUCUGCCAGGGCCUUGUUCGACGAUAUGCCGCACAGGAACUUGGCCACCUGGAAUGCGAUGAUCGACGGUUGCGUGAAGCUCGGUGAUCUGCAGAGCGCCCGCGAGCUGUUCGACGAGAUGCCCGAGAGAAACGUCGUCUCCUUCACCUCCCUGAUCGACGGGUACGCAAAGGCCGGGGACAUGGCCGCCGCGGAGUCCCUGUUCCUCCGCAUGGACGAGAUGGACGUCUUCUCCUGGUCGGCGAUGAUAUCGGGCUACGCUCAGAACGGCCAGCCCAACGCCGCCAUCAAGAUCUUCUCCGACAUGAAGGACCGCGAGGUCAGCCCCGACGAGCACGUCCUCGUCGGCCUGCUCUCCGCCUGCUCCCAGCUGGGCUGCCUCCAGGUUGCUCGAUGGGCCGACUCCCUGGUCUCUCGGUCCCAAGCUGACCUCAAGCGGCCGCACGUCAUGGCCGCCCUGAUCGACAUGAACGCCAAGUGCGGCGACAUGGCGAGGGCCUCCGCCCUCUUCGAGGCCUUGCCGCAGAGGAGCCUCCUCACCUACUGCUCCAUGAUGCAGGGCUACUCCUUCCACGGCCACGGCGCCAAGGCGGCGGAGCUCUUCCCGCGGCUGCUCCUCGAGGGCCUGACCCCCGACGACGUGACCUUCACCGUACUCUUCGCCGCCUGCAACUACGCCGGCCUGAUCGACGAGGGCAGGAGGUACUUCGACCUGAUGAAGGAGAAAUAUCGCAUCGCUCCCACCGUCGACCACCACGCGUGCAUGGUUGACCUCCUGGCGCGGGCCGGGAGCUUGGCGGAGGCCUACGAGCUCAUCCUGUCGAUGAGCGAGGAGCCCCACGCUGGCGUCUGGGGCGCCCUCCUGCGGGGCUGCUGCGCCUACGGCGAGGUCGAGCUCGGGACGACGGUGGCGGAGAAGCUGUUCGAGAUCGAGCCGACCAACGCCGGCAACUACGUUCUGCUGUCGAACAUCUACGCCGCGGCCAACAGGUGGGCCGACGUCUCCGAGGUGAGGAGGAGGAUGAGGGAACGAGGAAUCAGGAAGAUACCCGGAUGUAGCUGGAUCUGA